Messenger RNA from Jatropha curcas, 991 nucleotides. RefSeq names its product small ribosomal subunit protein eS8. Gene Ontology annotation, biological process: translation. Gene Ontology annotation, molecular function: structural constituent of ribosome. The record is from RefSeq and is a predicted model, not a curated record. Gene Ontology annotation, cellular component: ribosome. NCBI's taxonomy places the organism in Eukaryota, Viridiplantae, Streptophyta, Magnoliopsida, Malpighiales, Euphorbiaceae.
AUUUUAAUGUGGGCAAAAUAGUAACUUAAUGUGUGACUCAGCGUUAUUAAUAAACGCAGCAGCUAGGGUUUAUCCGAAGCGGAGUAGCCAGAGAGAGGAAGAGGACAUCGCCGCUAAGUCAAAAUGGGUAUCUCCAGAGACUCCAUGCACAAGAGGCGUGCCACUGGUGGCAAAAAGAAGGCCUGGAGAAAGAAGAGAAAGUAUGAGCUUGGUCGUCAGCCUGCAAAUACCAAGCUUUCAAGCAACAAGACAGUAAGAAGGAUUCGUGUUAGAGGAGGCAAUGUUAAGUGGAGAGCCCUGAGAUUGGACACAGGAAAUUAUUCCUGGGGUAGUGAGGCUGUUACCCGCAAGACUCGUAUCCUUGAUGUGGUUUAUAAUGCCUCCAACAACGAACUUGUUAGGACCCAAACUUUGGUGAAGAGUGCUAUUGUUCAGGUUGAUGCUGCUCCAUUUAAGCAAUGGUAUCUCCAGCACUAUGGUGUUGACAUAGGCAGGAAGAAGAAGACUGUUGCUAAGAAGGAAACUACUGAGGAAGGGGAUGCUGCUGCUCCUGCCACGGCAGAGGAAGCUAAGAAGAGCAACCAUGUACAGAGGAAGCUUGAGAAACGCCAGAAGGAUCGUAAGCUUGACCCUCACAUUGAAGAGCAAUUUGGAGCUGGAAGAUUGUUGGCCUGCAUCUCAUCUCGACCUGGUCAAUGUGGCAGAGCUGAUGGGUACAUAUUGGAGGGUAAGGAACUUGAGUUCUAUAUGAAGAAGAUCCAAAAGAAGAAGGGCAAGGGUGCUGCCUAAAUGUUUUAACUGUCAAGAUUUUGCUGCCGACUGUCUGGUUUAUUUUAGUUUUGGUUUCUUGAGUUUUAGAAAUACGAUAUGAUACAUUAAUGGUAGAAUGCUAAAAUGAUGCUCAUUCUGUUUUGGAGCCAUUAGAAUCAACUUUAACGUUUUCUUUUUCCUUUUAUAUAAUCUAUUUGUUUUGCGGUUGUUAUUAUUUCCA